AUGGAGGAGGAAGGUGAGUGCAUACACCGUAAGUCACGUUAGCUGUGAACAAUAUAUUUUUUAUAGAGUGUUUCCAUUAACGUGGCCAUCAUCUAUGCAAAAUUUAUUUUGACAAAAAAAAAGGAUUGGUUCACCGUUUGGAAUACCAAUAUGGCCUCCGUGGCGUCAUGUGAAAACUCUCGUAGCUAAAACGCCUAACAAGGGCUCAAGCCCAUCGCACGUAAAGUGUCACAAACGUUUAAGUUCAAGGCUGGGACCGAUUCAUUUUUUUUUUAAAUCAAAUUACCCUUAUUGCUUUAAUUUGCGAUCUCAACAGGCAAGCUUUUUGACAUCAUUCAGUAAUAAAUACUUGUAUGAUACCCAAACCUUUUUAAAAGAGUGACGAAAAAUAUUAUAAUGAACACCUCCAUACAACAGAAAAAAAGUUUUUUCCCUCAUUUUUUCCUAUAACUUGUUUCUUACUUUGUGGUAAUUACACUCUAUUUUUUAUAUAAGAUAUAUUUCGAAAGAAUAUCGAGGCUGAAUAAUUAAGUAAAUUAAUUUUAAGAAUAUUUUAAUAAACCCCAGGCUGAGAUUUUGAAAAGGAUAUUGUUUUUGUUUGUUCAAUCUGUAAAUACAAUACAAUCAUGCAUACCCUUUCAACUUAUUCCUCUCUCUAAACAGUAAACGGCAAAAGUAGCCAAGAAUGAUUACAAGAAUAUUUUCAGCCUACGAUCUGCAGAAAAAUAAGAAUAUUCAGCCUAGGCUGAAAAAAAAAUUCUUAUAUAUGAAAAAAAGAGUGUAUAUUGUUUCGGUUUGUUCUUUUAAAACAUAAUAUAACAAUACAUUUCGAGCCAUUUUGGCUGUCAAUUUCCACCUGAUCUGGGACACGAUCAGCGAUCAGUCUGCGUAUGCUUGCCGCCAUCUCAGCGCAAAUUUUAAAGAAGAGGAGAGAAACCCUACGAGCGUGUAUAAGGCCCACGCACUUCGGUCAAAAAUAUCACGCUGGCGCUUCGUGCCUUGCAAAACCGAUUUUGCGAAAAAAAAAAAAAACUGUUUGCUGUCUAAAAGGCAUACAUGUGAUCUUUGAAAUUAAUAUAAUAAUAAUAAUAAUAAAUGUCUUUAUUUCGCCCGUUAAAAUACUUAAUAAACGUUACAGAGACUGAAGUAUACAUAUCAUGAAAAUCGCACAGAUUGUUUACAAUUAUCAUAUAAAACCUGAUAAAACAUUGGAUAUCUAUAUUGUUAAGUUGUAUUUAAACCUUAUUCUAUUAAAGUAACAAUUCUUAAAACGUUCUGUAUUAAUCCGUGGUAACUGCAUGACUUGCUUGUGAUCCUAACCUCUUGGAUCACUCUUUGACCUUCGGCAAACGGGCAUACUGAGUAUGUCGCCCAGUAUCCGGACACUUCAGUUUAACAUUGCAAUAACUUUCCUUAAUUUGUUAAUUGCAAGAGCUCUGAAAUUUGGCCCGGAAAAAAAUAUAUUUAGUCCUUAAUAUAACGAAAGACAGUUUAACUUUUUUGCCUUUGUUUCCAUCGCGAAAUUAAUUUCCCCCGCAGGGAUUUCGCCAAGAACGCGAAAUCCCGACGAGGCACUCUAGUACCUCGCAGGUAUAUUAAGGAAAGUACUUGCAGCUGAAAUACAAAAGACCACGCUAAAAGGAAGAAAUACUAAAAAAGCCACUAUCAUAAAGGUAUCACGCAGAAAAAGGCAUCACGCUUAAAGGUAACACGCAAAACGGCAUCACGCAAAGAGCCAACACGCAAAAAGGCAUAACGCAAAGAGGCAACACCCAAAAAAACAUCACGCAAAAGGCAACACGCAAAGAGGCAUCACGCAAAGAGCCAACACGCAAAAAGGCAACACACAAAGAGGUAUAACGCAAAAAGCAACACACAAAAAGGCAUCGCAAAAAAGGCAAUUUGUAAAAAGGGCAUCACGUGAGAAGUUUAUUUAGGAUCCAGGUCUGGAUCUUAAUAAUAAUAAUAAUAAUAAUAAUAAUAAUAAUAAUAAUAAUAACAUGUUUAAACAGGAUGGCCAUUUCAGUUAUAAAAACUAAUACCAAUAUGGGUCCUGUAAUAAAUGAAUAAAAAGAUAAAAGCUUAAUUAUAUACGAAACUGGGAUACGUUACAUAAUUAUAAUCAAUAAAAAAGGCAGCCUCCUUAUGAACAAAACUACUUACAAUCACUAAAAAGGCCCUCUUAGUCAACUCGAGAUUGACUUUAUCAAUAGAUAACCUAUCCUUAGACCUGGUGUCAUAGUCACGAAUAUCAUAAGUUCGCCGUCGAAAAUAAUCAGAGAAAUAACUUGGAGCUUGUCCAUCAAGACAAUUCUUGACACGUUUGACGAUAUGUUUCUCUCUUCUCGUCUUAAGAGGGUUCCAACCAAGACCAGAAGCCAUAUCUUGAGUGGACAAAUGCACCGUCUUUAGCACUAUCCUAGUAGCACGUCUCUGCAGGCGUUCCAAUUCUUCUUCAUUUCCUUUACCACAGCCAUGAAAAACAGCACAACAGCACAACAGUAUUCCAUAUUUGGAGAGUAUCAUCGAUUUAUACAAUCGGUUCGAUGCCUCAGUUGUUAAUGAUGAUCUGAUUCUUGAGGAGAUCCCCAGUGUUUUAGAAACUUUCUUCUUCACAUAGUUAAUAUGCAAAUUAAAGGAAAGACUGUUGUCCAAAACUACGCCUAGGUACUUAAAGGCAUCACAGUGUUUCACAGAUUCUCCUCCCAACGUUAUAUGAGCCCCAUCGAUGUCUUGGCGACAUAGUCUCUGGUGGGUACCAAAAACCAUGAACUCAGUCUUCCUUAAAUUCAGAAUCACUUUAUUUGUAGACAGCCUCUCAGACAGAUUAAUCAGUUCCAAAUUUUACUGUAACUCAAUUUCCGAUAUUAAUGGAGCUGAGAAGAAGAUAACUGUAUUAUCAGCAUACAUCAUAACUUUACAGACAUCAACACGGGAAGGUAGAUCAUUAAUAUACAACGUAAAUAAAACCGGACCAAGGAUACUCCCUUGAGGCACUCUACUUAGGAGAGCUAAGGGACUCGACAACUCGUUAUCCAGGGAGACAGCUUGAAAUCUGUCGGAUAGAUAGCUUGUAAACCAAUUAAUCGAAUUUUCUCCGAAGCCAAAUCUUUUCAAUUUGGAUAAGAGUUCCUUGUGCGUCACAGAAUCAAAGGCCCUCCUUAGAUCAAUAAACAAAGCACCUGUUAACUGUCCCGACUCUGCACUUCUUCUUAUCUCAUCGGUGAAAUAGAUCACAGCACUCUCCGUUGAAUGGUGUUGUCUAAACCCUGCCUGAAAUGGACUCAAAAGGUCAAACCUCUGUAGGUACCGUUGUAAUGGAACGUUGACAGCUUUCUCCAUAAUUUUCGACAUAACCGGCAAUAUGGAGAUUGGUCUGUAGUUGUCCAUAGUUUCAUGUCCACCAGACUUAUGACUUACGGUUCAUCUUCCAAUCACUUGGAACAAUUCCAGUACUGAGCGAUAAGUUUACAAGAAAUGUCACAGUGGGAGCGAUAACCGAAGCGCCAUCUUUCAAAAACCGAGCCGAAAUCCCAUCCAAACCAGUGGCCUUUUUCACUUUUAAGCCCUUCAGUUGCUUAAAUAAUACUAAAGCCCUUGUAAUUUAGAAAAGACUCAAGUUCCCCUAGGAUGACCGAACAGAUACAAAUUUUAUAGCGCCGCCUUGUAGAAAGCAAUUCUAGAUAUCUAGUAGUACUCUGGAUAGCCUAAAAAGUGUUUUCAGUGUAUUUAGGAGGAAACCUUCGUUGGGUGCCGUUGAUAUAAUGGAUGGUUAAUAUUGUUCUUAAUUUUGGUGAACAACCUGCGGUCACACUUUUCUAGAAGGUCAUAGAUAUUAAUUAAUUCAGAAGUGCAACGUCGCUUAUUGUACCUUUUAAAAAAACAUUGUAUGGUGUUUAAAUCUACCUGGCUGGCUACAUAGAUUAAAAGUGCGUACGUGAUCUUUGGCAAAACAAUAGCCUUAAAGAGGUGAUCUAUCUCUACCUGCGUGCAUCCUUCUUUUCUUAGUGAUCUUGAAAUGAACAUACAAACACUUGUUUUUCGGGUUGCGUGUAGUUUAUAGAUCGAGUGGUGGAGCAACCCUCUUGGUGGGGGAAUGUUAACAUGCAAGAAAAAAAGCAGAAUAGGGAAGAUACAUGAAAAAUGUUCUUUGAAAAAAGUUACAGUCAACAAAACAAAAGAAACUGUGUAAAAACCAUAAUCUGGCACACUUUAUGGGCUCCUGUGUCUGGUCAGUUUCAUUUUAGUUUGCAAUCUACUGAUAUGCAAGUAAGAAAUUUUCGUUAAAGUUUAAUCUUCAAAAAUAUUUUUUGAAGGUGAAGUAUUACAUGUUCGCCCAUGCACCAGCAAUUUACUUAUUAGUUUCUUUAUCAUUUUUUUUAAUCCGUAAGACUUAAUUUACAUACAAAGUAUUCUUCCCAAUUGUAUUCCAUAUUUCAGGUGUUUUCACAGCUGCAUUUGAUACUCAACUCGAAUGGCUCAUUGUUAAAGGGAUAGCUGAUGUUGGGAAUGGUGAGCAAGCGACUGCAGAAAGUUGGGAAUCCUGUGCUAGUGCGAUGGCAGCAUCUCUUGUCUCACACAUAUUAAGUGAUCCUGGUGUUUUUCGCACUUGGCCUCAUUACCCAGGUAUAAAUUCUUUUUAGUCUAGUGGAUUAUGAAAAAGCGUAGGGUUAACAGGCUGAAUUAUAACGGCCGCCUGGUUAGCUCAGUUGGCCAGUCUGCUGAGCGGGAGGUCGCGGGUUCAAACUCCGGCCGGACCAACACUUAGGGUCUUUAAAUAACUGAGAAGAAAGUGCUGCCUUUCUAAUGACAUCUGCAAAUGUUUAGACUUUCCAGUCUUCUCGGAUAAGGACGAAAAACCGUAGGUCCCGUCUCACAGCACUUUCACAUAUCUGUUCUUGUGGGCCGUAAAAGAACCCACACUACUGUUCGAAAAGAGUAGGGAACGUGGCCAACCUUAACGGGUUGUGGGAUUGGGUAGGGAUGGCACCUUGCAUGGGACCUGUGAGUCCCGUUCGUUCCCUCUGGGCAGGCCUGUGUCCAGAAAAGCGUGUAAAACUAAAACUAAAACGAAUUUGCCGGCUUCAGCAAAAGGACUGCGUGAAUGCUGCUAGUAAGACAGUGAAGAAUCUCAGAUCCUCAGAUCAAAAGGCACAUUCAUCAUUUUUCUUUAUCUUUAUUUUAGUCUUUAAUUAGUUAAUUGCCAAUAGCAUAGGCUAAUCGUGGCCAUGGGUGGCCAUAGUUAGGCGGUGGGUGAUGGCCUUUAACUCAGGCAAAGACGGAGCGUUAAUAAAAGCAAACGGAACUGUUACACACACUCAGGUAUGCAACGGGCAAAAACGAUUACUUUUAGGCAUCAACAAAAACGGGUCAGAGGUUGUAUAUCAUGUCAUGGGACUUCCUGGUAUGGGAGGUAUUAAAAAUUAAUUCAUUAGAGAAUAUCCAAGCGGCGUUACCUCAACAUUCAAGAUUGAGUCUCUCUCAUCUCUUAGUCUACAUGAUAACGUUGAUCGUCGGGGUACAUGUUUCUCAUCAAAAAAUAAAAUAAAUUGUGUAAUCACCAAUAAGUACGGCCCAAAAUGCUAAUGCUGUCUUUGCCUGGAUCUUUCAGUGAAUGAUGAUCUCUUAGUGGCUCAAUUCGAAAGCCGUAGAAAGCGGAAACUAAUUGAGCACCAUGCAGGUAAUAUGUAAACUAAAAAUAUUCUUCUUUAUAAAGCUGACCCAUUCUUCUUGUUGCGCUCUUUGCUUUACUUUCAUUUUAGACGAUCCUAAUAAGGCGUUUAAGUGCAUAAUCCCUGCUGCGACGUUAGCAAUAAGAGCCUGUUGCCAGAUUUUUAUAGGUGAUUAUUUUUCAGGCAAUACUGAGCGGGAGUCUUUGUGGUGAGUUACCCUGUAAUUCCCUAAUGUUUUGUUCACCAGGUGCCUUGUGUGAUGAUCAGAGCUCAACGCAAACCAAAACUGGAAGAUUUUCCGCCAGAACAUCUCAGAAACCUGAAUCCAUGACCCAGCAGCAUCCUGCAGGUAUCCCUAACGAUACAUUGAAUUGUAAGCGUUUUAAAGACACCUUUCAUUUCCAAAGAAACAAACAGGAUUAUAAGGCUACUUCGUAGUAACGGGCUGAUGGGGAUGUGCCACUAGGUGGGGUCGCAUUUUCACGACUGGAUCAUUGACUAUAAUGGGGUUACGUUAUCAAUAGUUACUAGAAUGGGUUCGCACAUUUUCUGGAUCUAGGAAUUUAAAAAAAAAACGAAAGGUGUGAAUUCCUUUUUGGAAGACUGGCCAAUAGUUUAAAAGCCUAAUAUACUUGUAAAUGCACAAACAGAAAGUGGCUAAGUAAAUUCAUUACAUUUGCCCAAAAUUGACUAAUAUGGGGUCUAUAAUUGGCCACACAAUAGACUAUAAUAGGUUGCGUUUCUGAGAGGCCAGUAGCCUGUGUGGUAAGCGUUUCCUCGCGAGUUCGUCGAAUAAGCUGCAGGGACGAGAGCCAAAAAUAAAGGAAUGACGGGGGAGGGGGAGGGAAUUUUUUUUCUCCCGCUCUAACUUUCGCGCAAUAACUUCAUUGGAAACGCUUGCUACGCACGCUAAGAGGCCAGCGGCACAUACCCGGCAAAAAGUGACCAAAGCAGCCCAACAACCCCACUCCCCAGGCCCCUGAGUUCUCCAAAGCGUGGCGUCCGAAGUUGCACCGCACGGCAUACAAAUUAGCUACGGAAAAAACCGCGGUAUUAUUUUGCGUUUUGUCACUAAUUCAAAUGGGCUCGUGAUCAAACGAAAGGGGAAAAUGGAGAGCAAAACUCAUUCUCGACUCCAGAGUUUACGUCUCUGACUCCGCGCGGUAGCUGUGGGAAACUCUACUUACGUACAUAUCAAAGUAGCUAAACAACCCUCACAGCGCACUCUUCUCUAUACAAAACCAAAUGCUUACAUUAACGAUAACCUUUUACAUCUUUGAGCGCUGUGCUCCUUCGUUUUAUAAAAGCUGAAGACACCACGUUUAUAGUUAAUUUUCAAGGGUGGUGAACCCCACCAAGUGGUAAGCGUAACCCAUAUUUUUAAGGGUAGAUGUAUAAUUAUCAAUUCAAAUAAAUUAUGAAUUUAGCGUCGCUUAAGACUUGCAUUUAUUUGUUUAUUUCUUUCGCAAUUUUCGCCACGUAGUUAAUUUUUUUUAUUACUUUCAUUAAUAUUGUUACUACAAAAUGCGAUAUCUUGAGAAAAUAGUCCUUAUUCUUUGCUAUGCUUCUCACUUGAGACACACAUCACUUUAUUAAGUCUGGUUCUUGGUAAAUUUUCGAAUACGCACCCUAGCUGGUAUAUUUUAUUAGAAAUUGAGGAGUUUAUUGGAUUCGCUAAAACCGAAAAUCGGCUGGCUUUGUUGAUUUAACUUUUCUUGUCCUUUGUAUGCUCAGGCUGGCGCUCGCGUGCUCAACACUUCGCAAGUUCACCUCUCCGGCGACCUUGAAUGAACUAAUCAAAACCGCUUUCAAAACAAUCAGAGAAAACCUUGUCUAGGGUUCUCAAGUACUCUCUCCCUGGCGGUUAUGUGUAGAAGAGCUCUGGGGUAGAGACUGCAUGAGCGUCACUGUGGAGAGACGCAGACAUGCAUGUAAAAGAUUGCGUGCGGUGCUCGCGCGAACUCACGCGUCUCAUGCCUUGAGCGGCAGCUUUUAUAAAGCAAAAGAAAUGGACUGUUCUGCAGUCUAGGAAGAAAAUAAUGCACCAACAAGUAACCAGACGCCAACAGCCUUUUGUAAAGCAGACGAAACGGACCGUUUUGCAGUGAAGAAAAUAAUACACAAACAAGUAACCACACGCCCGUUUAAGUUCACCUCUAAGUCCAAAAUACAAAACCAAGAGGUCCUAUUAUGGCUCUUGACAAAACUUUAAAAAAACGCAAAGGCAAAGUAGCUAUUUAGUAAAAGAAUUUAUCCCCGAAUUCACGCCUCUUUUAGGAGUCUAAGAAUCAUUGCAAAUGUUCCAUACUGCCGCAUGGUUAGCUAAGUUGGGAGAACGCCGGUCUGCCGAGCGUGAGGUCGCGGAUUCAGACCCCGGUCGGACCAACACUUAGGGUCUUUAAAUAACUGAGAAGAAAGUUCUGCCUUUGUAAUGACAUCUGCAAAUGGUUAGACUUUUCAGUCUUCUCGGAUAAGGUCGAAAAACCGUAGGUCCGGUCUCACAGCACUUUCACUGAUUUGUUCUUGUGGGACGUAAAAGAACCAACCUCACUAUUCGAAAAGAGUAGGGGACGUAGACCCCGGUGGUGUGGUCAACCUUUACGGAUUGUGGGAUUGGGCAGGGAUGGCAUCUCCCAUGGGACCUGAGUCCCGUUCGUGCACAUUCCCUCUGGACAGGCCUCUGUCCAGAAACGCUGGUAAAUAAAUAAAUAAAUACAAAUUCCUCUAUAUUUAAUUUGUUGUACACAUAUUACAAAUAAUUAUAAAGUAUACCGUAUCGUAUAUUGUAUAUCCUGGAACCUUCAUAUAACGAAGGACCAAGCUAGGGGUCUUUUCUAUGUAUUUUACUACUAGUAGAGCCAGGCGAAGAAUAUCGUUUGUUUUUCCGAGCUAGGACUUCGCUAUGUGUAGACGGUGUUUUAUAUCGUCGUUCCACCUUAACGUGCACGAUUUGUGCCCCUGUUAAAAAAAAAAGCCAAGUCGAUCUUAUCUGUACUAUUUUGUCUUCGUAGGGUUGCCCGCUUAUAUCACAGAAAAGAUUCGUCAGCUUUACCAAGGCCGUGAAGGGAAACUAGCUCCAUUCGCUUGGUGUGAUUAUCCUAGUUUUAACCUGAAUAAUAUUUUUACCCGAUUGAAGAUCGUGAACAGAGAAGCAACACGAGGAACAUUGACCGACGAUGAAAUCACCAACAUGACAAGCAUCUUCAGGCCCCACUCGAAGUGCAAGAAGCCACGUAAAGUUUUGAUCGAAGGGGAUCCUGGAAUGGGAAAAACUACCUACUUACAAAAACUGGCGUAUGACUGGGCAAACAAACAAAAUGAAUGGGACGCGUCUUUUCCAGAGAUUGAAGUUCUGCUCUUGCUUAGAUUGAACGACAUAAAAUCUAGCAUUUGGGAAGCUAUUGAUGAACAAAUUCUUUCUGAAGAUAUCGACGAAAAGGACAAGGAGACGUUCUUUAAAUACAUUCAGGAAAAUCAGUCCAAAGUUCUGCUAUUGCUAGAUGGAUUAGAUGAGGCAGACCCCUGUGAACGAGACAUUUACCUCUCACUGGUCACGUGUAAACUCCUCCCAGCUUGUCACGUUAUCAUUACUUCGCGUCAUGAGGUUAGAGAGAAAGUAAGCUGUGACAACCUCUGGGAAAUUGUAGGAUUCACCAAAGAGGAUUCUAAAAGCUUUAUCAGAAAAUAUUUUCAGGGCAAGGAUCGCUUAGCUGAGAAGUUUUUUAAUUAUCAUGUUGAACAUUGGUAUACUGACCCACCUGAUCCUCAACACCGCGGCCUCUCCGAUUUGGCGAAAAAUCCACUUAAUUUGAGUUUACUCUGUUGUAUUUUCGAAGAUUCCGAAAAAUUUUUUUCUGAAAGCAGCAGAACCCGAUUGUACAUUGAAAUCGUUACCCUUGCUUUAAGAAGAUAUGAAGAAAAAAAUGGAAUUGAAAGCAGAAAAGAUCAAGCUUUGAGUUCAGUUUAUGGGGAAAAACUCAAACUUUUGGGCCGGUUCGAGUUAGAUUCCCUUCAUAAGGUGAAGUCGUACUUUGAAAAAGAGAAAGAUAUCGACAAUUUUGGAUUCUUGUCUUUUCAACGAGGCUACACUAGGUGAAAACCUUGCACGCGCUGUGUAGUUUCACACAAAAGCUUUAGAUCAAGACUUGAUUUCAGUUUAUGGGGAAAAACUCAAACUUUUGGGCCGGUUCGCGUUAGAUUCCCUUCAUAAGGGGAAGUCGUACUUUGAAAAAGAGAAGGAUAUCGACAAUUUUGGAUUCUUGUCUUUUCAACGAGGCUGCACUAGGAGAAAACCUUGCACGCGCUGUGUAUUUUCACACAAAAGCUUUCAGGAGUUUUUUGCUGGUUUUUAUCUGGCGUUUCAGGUUAUCGACGGACAAAUUGACUUUGCCGACGUUUUAACCGAUGAAAGAUAUUUGAAGGAACUAAAAGAUGUUUUUUUGGUCAUGAGUGGAAUCAUAGCAUUCAAAAGGGACGAAAUUGGAGAAUCCAUCCUUAUUAGUAUGGCCGAGCACAUCAGUGGUCUUCUACGUACAUCCCACCAAAAAGUUAAAUCGUAUAUGACUUUGGCUUGUGCGUGUGUUUUUGAAUGCGAUUACAGCCGCCUUGUAAAAGGGAAAUGGAAAGAUGAGGAGAGAGAGCUAACUUGCUUUGAAUAUACUUUCGGUACGCACCUUGACAUGUCCUCCCUCACUGAAGUGGAUUUAUCCUCCGCUGAAAUACAGAAUUUUGGUGCUGCUGUGAUUUCCGUGGUCCUCGAAAAAAACUCCUCCCUAACUCAUUUGGAUUUGAGUUUCAACCUCUUUGACGGUGUUGCUCCUUCUCUUUCCAAGGCCCUCAAAGCAAACUCCUCCCUGACUUCUUUGAAUUUGAAGGGUAAUUCUAUUGGUGAGGAUGGUGCUUCUUCUCUUUCCAAGACCCUAAAAGCAAACUCCUCCCUGACUGAUUUGAAUUUGAGUUAUAACAGAAUCGGCGACGCCGGUGCUUCGUUUCUUUCCCAGGCCCUCAAAGCAAACUCCUCUCUGACUAAUUUGAAUUUGAGUAUAAACAGUAUUGGCGACACCGGUGCUUCUUCUCUUUCAAAGGCCCUCAAAGCAAAUUCCUCCCUGACUAAUCUGAAUUUGAGUUUUUGCAAAAUUGGCGACGCCGGUGCUUCUUCUAUUUCGAAGGCCCUCAAAGCAAACUCCUACCUGACUGAUUUGGAUUUAACUGGUAACAGAGUUGGCGACACUGCUGCUUCUUGUCUUUCCAAGGCCCUCAAAGCAAACUCCUCCCUAAACAAAUUGGAUUUGACUGAUAACAGUGUGAGUCCCGUUGGUGCAGCUUCUUUUAAUGAGGCCUCUAAGAUAAACAAAAAAGUGGAUGUACGCUUUUAA
Messenger RNA from Porites evermanni, 11047 nucleotides. NCBI's taxonomy places the organism in Eukaryota, Metazoa, Cnidaria, Anthozoa, Scleractinia, Poritidae. The record is from the annotation of a GenBank genome assembly.